GAUUCUCCACCCCCAAUGCAUCAUCAUCAUCACCGCGAACCGCGUCUGCCAUGUUUCAUACCUUCGUCGAGAAAGAGGCUGCAGCUACUGCACAGAGGCUAUUCCUUACGUCUCCCCUUUUUUAAGCUAUCAUAAUGUUGACGCUGUGAAUGUUAAAUGCAGCCCCCAGUUUUAUAGACCUUAAGCAGACGGGUUUCGCAACAUGGCGACCGACGCUCAGGAUUUCGACUUUGAUGAGUAUGACAAACCAGGUGCUGAGCGGUCCCGCAGAAGAAGAGGUGAAGAUGAUGGUCUAGAGAGCGAUUUGGAAGAGGAUCUGUUGGAGGAGGACUGGCUGUCUGCUAAAAAGAAUCCCUCGGAAGUGUCAGACGAGGAGUUGAACGAUGACCUUCUUCAAAGUGAUGAUGAAGACCUGAAUAUGAGUAUGGGUGCUUCCUAUAACCAGCAGGGCAACUCGCUGCAAGCAGACUACACAGAUGAUGUCGUGAACCUGGGUGCAGAGGGCUGUGAAGAGGAGGAGGCGGGGGGGUACCAUCAGGAGGGGCAAGAGGCGUAUGCAGAAUACGGCACAGAGAUGUCUGAGGGCCAAAUUGAUUACACCGGAGAGCCAGCUGAGGGCGACGACGGCUACCAGUACGAAGUGCUCGACAUCCAAAUCAGCGAGCCCUUAGAUGGUGAAUUUCAAACUGAGGAAUUUCAAAGAUCCAACGGCGAUGAACUUCUGGAUGAGGCUCAAACUAAUCAGGGGGAAGAUGCUGCUGAGGCUGAAGGAGUAGAGCAGCAAGAAGAAGAACGCACUACAGAGGAGCCUCAAGCCUAUGAGAUGGAGGAGGCUGAAAAGGAGACCCUUGGUGAUGAACAACCACAGGAGGAAUCUGAUGAAGAAGAGGACGAAGGCGAAGAAUCUGGCCGAAUACGGUUCAAAUCUGAGAGGAAGGAAGGCGCCGUAGUGCGACUUGCCGAUGCUGGCAGUAAAAGACGGAACAUUCCUGAAACUCUAGAGCUUUCAGAUAAGGCCAAGAGGGAUUUGAUGGAGUUCGAGGAACAGGAGCGGCAGAAGAGACAGAACCGUCACGGAGGCCGUGGCAGAGGAGUGGGGAUGGGAGGAGGAGGAGGAGGAGGGCGAGGAGGCAGAGGAAGAGGAGGUUUCCCUGGCUUUGGAAUGGCGGAUUUUAGAGGACAGAGAAGGAAAAUGCAUGGCCAAAUGCUCCCCCUGAUGGGAAACAUGAACAUACAGCCGUCCUCCCGAAUGCCUUCUCCGCAUCCGCAGCAUCUUCAGGCCCAUCAGCACCACCCGUCGCGUCCAAGGGGGCCGCCUCCCUUCCAGGACCACGGGCGCCACCUUCCCCAGCAGCCUCUUCAGCCCCUGAUCCCCCCGCACAUGGCUCACCGCUCUCCGCCGCUGCGACCCCAGAUGGAACAACCGCCGCCUCGGAUGAUGAGUUCCCCGCCGCCCAGUUUCCCUCAGCAUCAGCAUCACCAGCAGCAGCAGCCCCCUCAGCCCAAAAACAUCCACAUUAACCCCCACUUCAGAGGACCCGCGCAGUCCUCCGUACAAGUGCCCUUGAUGCCUCCUGCUCAGAGCCAGUCCAGACCUGCUGUGGGUCCUCCGAGGUUUCCUGGCCUGGGAGACUUCCAGCAGCAGCACAUGCCGGGUAAUUUUGGUCCACCCCAGCGACCGCCUCAUCACAUGGAGCCCCUAAGGAACCAGCCACCUCAAGGCCCCCAGGACAGAGAGCCCCUCUUUAUGGGAGAGUGCGGAGAAGCGUCACGGUUUCCAGGGCAGCACAUGUUCGAUCACCCGGGGCCUGGCUCUUUGAUGAACAGCGGCAACAACAACAACCACCACCACCACCAGCAGCAGCAGCAGCAGCUGCCCGGCCAGGGCCACAUGGGCUUCGGCCCACCUGGACCACCCUUCAACCAGCCGGGCCAGGGCCCGUUAGGACUGUUUCAGAGAGAACCCCCAAGACCCAACCUCCCUCCCCACCAAGGCCACCAGGGGAUGGCGAACUUGAAUCAGCAAGGCCAGCCCCGACCUUUCAUGAGCCCUCGGCAGCCGUUCGGCCAGCAGGGCAACAUGUUCCCCCCUCCGCCGGUUCAGUUUGGGAUGCAGGUACGAGCAAGAGGCUUGAUGCACGGCCCCCCCGUCUCCCAGCUGCCACAUCACGACUCCUUAUCACCCCAUCCCAUGCACCAGCAGCAGCAGCAACACCACCACCAUAGACAAGAGAUGCCCCAUCAGCAGCACCAACAGAUAAAUCUCAAUGAGCCUCGCCCCAUGACACAUCAUGGCCAAAAUCCUUUCCAUCAGCAGCAGCAGGGGCACGGCGGCCCCAGGCACAUGAAUCCCCGUUCUCAGAACCCCCAACAGAGGAACAUGUCAAACAGGCCGCGGAUGAACACGCCCAUCUCCAAACAAAUGCAGCUCCGCAACAGCAACCUACGGGAGCUCCCUGUAGCACCUGGUAACACAAACACGAACAGCUCCUCCCCCGCUGCCAACAUCAAGCCCGUCGCCAGGACAACGCCGGGGACGCGUCCGGGGCAGAGCGCUCAGCCGGCAUAUGCCGGUGGCAGAGGAAGAGGCCAAGCUGUGAAGGCCGAAGCACAGGCUGGGGAUGCAGGCAGGGUGGCGACUCAACAACAGGAAACUCCAAAUGCGCCGUCCAGCUCAACACCACAGGACCCAGACGAAGACGAGGAAACGCGCCAGUACCGUCUGAAGAUCGAGGAGCAGAAGCGUCUGAGGGAGGAGAUUCUGAGGAGGAAGGAGCUGCGGCGGCAGAUGCAGGCCGGUGUCCGAAAGAAGGAGCUGCUCGAGAGACUCAACGCUCAUACGAACACUCCAAACCAAGACUCUGUUCCUACACAGACUCAGCCUUCCCUAGCGAAUCCACAGAAACAACACCCUGCGCCGCAGCAGGUGGUGCCGCAGCAGCCCGAGCCCAAACCGCUGGCCCACCAGCAGAGGCAGGUUCCUCAGAGACCGUCAGUAAAUCACACGUUAACCGAGCCUCAUCAGGACGGCGCCGUGCCUCCGAGCGGUGCCGCUCAGCUCCCCGCGACACGUCCCAACGUCAAGUCCCGCCUCCAGAUGGUCAAAGGGGGCCCGCAGGAGCAGCAGACCCCCGGCGCAGGCCCCCAACAGAAUCAGCCGCAGCAGCCGCCGCUUCUGCAGCAGAGGAGGAACAACGCUUUGCAGAGCGUAAACCGACCCGACGCCCAGGUUCCCCAGAAGGCCUCGCCUCCUUCGCCGAGGCAAGGCCCAGCUCAGACUCUAGCGCCGAAACCCGGGGCUAAGAGGACCGUGAUGCAGCGGCUCAAGAAUCCUGGCGCCGAGGCGCAGCAGGUGCCGCAGAAAGUCAGAGUUGUCAAACUUUCCGGACCGAGCGGGAGGGGGCCCGAGGCAAGCGGCGGCGGCGGCGGCCCAGAGCCGGAGCCGGGCGCCUGGCCAGCAUCGCCGCUCAACCAGGGCGUCCAGAGGAAGGUGACCAUGACGGGACAGCAGCAAGCGGGACCAGGUGGAACGCCGCAGGCUAGCCGCGGGGGCUUUGGAGACGCACAGCAGAACAGGGUCGUGGUGUCGGGCCGGGGUCGAGGUAGAGGGGCCGGUCAGAUGGGCCGGGGUCUUCCACUGCCUACCAGGCAGAGCCAGAGGGGCCCGGAUAAAGCUCACUGCACCGUGUGCAUCGAGGGCCUGUCCACGUCCACGACCGAGCUGCAGCUGAAGAACCUCCUCAUGUCCAUCGGCCCUGUGGAGAUGUUUAAAAUGAUGCCCCAGCAGAGAAAAGCCAUCGCCAAGUUUUCCAGCCCCCAGCACGCGGCCAGUUUCCAAAUGAGCUUCCAUAGGCACAUGAUUGAUUUGUCCCACAUUGACGUGUCGCUGAUUGAUGGAUGAGGAGCACAACGGACCGCCCCCUCCCUCCCUCUCUCCUCCCGGGAGCCUCUCUGUCCUGGGAGUCUCUCGCGCAUGGCUCUGCUCUACACCGGCAUCGUCUCCUCGCAGAUUCGGUCGCCCACCUACCCUCCGGCGCGGACAAGUGGACACAAAGACACUAGCUGUGUGCAUGCAUGUGUUUUGACUUUGCCUGCUUGAGUGGCUGUAGUUGUAAAAUAGCUUCUUUUUUUUUUUUGAAGAGACACUAAACGCUGAAUCCUCCCUCUGAUGUUGGUGACAUUAAUUUUUUUUCCCGCAUUUUAAAAAGGACGCUGGUAAAAUCCAUCAUGGGAUAAUGGUUGCCUCCCUCCUCAUUUAGUUGUUUAUGGUAAACCCAAAAGGACAGUCGAUUUGCUGUUCACUUUGGACCACUUCAUUUUCUGCUCAAGUUUCAUGAAGGGAGAAGUUGGAGCAGAGUUUUUGCUGUCUUUCUGACCGCCUCUCUCUAGGUGGCAGUGUUUUAUCUCAAUGUUUUGUUGCUUUCAGGAUAAGCCUGCUCUCUGAUUGUUUUUUUCUGGGGGAGUUGGAGGGAUCAAUGGCGCCAUCUAGUGGGGAUUUGGCAUGCAGGCCGAGAAAAAGGAGGCCUGGAUGGGCAGAUUGGAUCGAGGUCGUCACAGUUUACAUUUCUGAAUACCAGGCACUUUGUGGAGCUUGUAAAUGCUGACUUCUGGAUUUGAGGUUGAAAUAAUUUGUUUGGUCAUUUUCUGUCGCUUUUUUAGUUCGAAGAUAAGUUGGUCUUUUAGCUGUUGACUGGAACGCAAAUCUUAUUUUGUUGACAUGCGGUUUGGUUGUUUGUCAGAUUAUGUGCUUGGUGAAAAUAAAGGGUCCAGGGCUGUGCCUAAAAUAGAUUAUUAUUAUUAUUAUUAUUAUUAUUAUUACUAUUAUUAAAGCAGCUUGAUGUCCUACAGUUGGCCAGUACCAUAUUUAGAAGAUUAAUCAGAUGAAUUUCUCGUUUAUUUUGUUAAAGCCAGAGAACGGUUCUAAUAGUUUGGAAGUGAUCUGGUAGGUCGGUGCCGUACAACUGAGCAGGUUGUCUCUGCCUGCUUUUAGUCAGAGAAAUUAACUUAAUUGCAAACCUUCUUUUUAAUUUAACAUAACCCCCAAACACUCGUCUGAACAUACUGAAAUAGGAGUUCGGCUAAAACCGUUUGAGAAAUGAACCCAUAUUUUCUCCACUGCUUCUUAUAUCCCUUUAUAUUUUCCAACGCUUUUCUGUGUUUUUAUGAAGAUAUGAAUUAAAUCAGUGAAAGCGGAAGAUUCUCAUCGUUUUAUGUAACGUUUCAGUCGACUCAAGGAGAACGGAUUUUCGCCCAGGCUCAUCCCAUCCCCCCUCCUCUUUUUCCCUCCACUACACUUUUCUUUUCAUGUAUUCCACAAAAAAUGGCUCCAACGUUGUUUAUUGGUGAAGUAAACGUACAGAUCAAAUAAUAUUAAAUGUUGAGGGGGCAACCAUUAUAUGUGUAGCGGUCAUGUAUGUAAGUAGACCAGACGUGUCGCUCAUUAGUUAUCCUUUUGGCUUUUCCUUUUUCCUUUCCCUUUGUUUAGUCAUGUUGUAACAAGAGAGUUUUUUAUAUGUAAAGGCUAAGAUGAUUUGUCCAGAGAGAAACCCCUUUUUUUUUUUCUUUUUUUUUUUUUCUUACAAGCGUUGUGUUUCUAUUCUAGAGUCGGAUUGAGAAACGACUACUGGACCACGUUUCUGUUUGAGUAGAACAAUAACAAAAACAACAACAAAAAAAAAGGUUUCAAGAAAAACAAGAAAAAUGCUAAUAAAAAAAUGGCCAAUAUACCGUAAACAUGCUGGUAUGUGAAGCCGGUGAAACUUUAGCUCAAAGACGUGUGCUUGGUUAUGUGUGAUGUUCCUGUGUCUCUAGACCGACGUCUCUUUAUGUGUGUGUGCCACGUUUUAAUCUUUUGUACUUCACAGAAGCUGUAAGUUUGUGGGUAUUCGCCACCGUACCGUACAUAUUUAUGGAAGCAUUUGCUACUUCAGUAUUAAACUAUUUUUUAAAAAAAA
Messenger RNA from Fundulus heteroclitus (mummichog), 5954 nucleotides. It is a transcript of the gene rbm33a, whose product is annotated as RNA binding motif protein 33a. The coding region runs from base 203 to 3901 and encodes 1232 amino acids. The record is from RefSeq and is a predicted model, not a curated record. The transcript has 19 exons. NCBI's taxonomy places the organism in Eukaryota, Metazoa, Chordata, Actinopteri, Cyprinodontiformes, Fundulidae. Gene Ontology annotation, molecular function: RNA binding.